AAAUCCACACACACAAACAAUACAUGAAGCUCUCCACAGGCACAGCUCCGUAUCAAAGACUUAAACAAUGGAAAAGAGAGUGGCCAUAGUUGGAGCUGGUGCAAGUGGCCUCCUUUCCUGCAAAUACACAGUCUCAAAGGGUUUCCAUCCAAUUGUGUUUGAAUCUCAGAGCACCAUUGGAGGAUUAUGGACAACGACCAUUGAGACCACAGCUCUUCAGACUCCCAAAGUCCUCUACCAGUUCUCAGAUUUUCCAUGGCCACCUUCUGUGGAACAAGAAUUUCCAUCCCAGAAUCAGGUUCUGGACUAUCUGAACUCUUACGCCCACCAUUUUCAGUUGCUUCCAUAUAUCAAAUUCAAUGCCAGAGUUGUCAGUAUAAGCUAUGACGGACCAUCAGAGGAAGAGAUUGAAUCUUGGGAUUUGUGGGGUGGAACUGGGGAGCCCUUCAAUUCUAGAGGGAUAUGGAAUGUUGUGGUGGAAGACACUCUUAGCCUUUCCAUUGAGGUAUACCAAGUGGAGUUUGUGAUUCUUGGUCUUGGACGGUUCAGUGGCGUUCCAAACAUACCAGACUUUCCUCCAGAAAAGGGUCCAAAGGCAUUUCAUGGAGAUGUGAUACACUCCAUGGAUUACGCUGCCAUGGACAAUGAAAGUGCUGCUCAAUUCAUCAAAGGAAAGCGAGUGAUUGUGGUUGGCUUCCAGAAAUCUGCACUAGAUAUUGCAGUAGAGUGCUCAACCGCUAAUGGGGUGGAAACUCCAUGCACUGUGUUAUACAGGAAUGAACAUUGGACGAUACCCAAUUUCCAUCCAUGGGGUGUGCCUAUAGCUCUUCUGUACCUUAACCGCUUCUCUGAACUUUUGAUUCAUAAGCCUGGUGAAGGCCUCCUAUACAGUCUUUUAGCAACAUUUCUUUCCCCUCUGAGGUGGGCAUUCUCCAAAUUCGUCGAAAGCUACCUAAGAUGGAAGCUUCCCUUGGCAAAAUUUGGUAUGGUACCCAAGAAAAGUUUUCUACAACAAAUCAAUUCUUGUUUGAUAUCAGUAGUACCAGAGAAAUUCUACGAAGGAGUUGAAGAAGGAAGCAUCAUUCUGAAGAAAUCUGAUAGAAUUAGUUUCUGUGAAGAAGGAGUUUUGUUGGGUGAUGAUGAUGUAGAACCCCUAAAGACUGAAUUGGUAAUAUUGGCCACUGGAUUCAAUGGUGAGAAGAAGCUCAGGGACAUUUUUGUGUCACCUACAUUUCAGAACUACAUUUCAGGGUCGCCAAGUUCUGCAGUUCCUUUGUACAGGGAAUGCAUUCACCCAAGAAUUCCAAAGCUAGCAAUUAUUGGAUUUUCAGAAAGUUUUGCAAACUUGCACACAUCAGAGAUGAGGUGUAGAUGGGUAGCCGAGCUUCUUGAUGGAAGAUUCAAACUACCAAGCAUCAAAGAAAUGGCGGAAGAUAUACGUAAAUGGGAUGAAUACAAGAAGCAAAAUGCAGGGCAAUACUACAGGAGAUCAUGUAUAGGAGGCCUUCAUAUUUGGUACAAUGACCAACUCUGCAUCGAUAUGGGAUUGAAGCCCAGAAGAAAAAAGGGUUUCUUUGCUGAACUCUUUGAACCUUAUUUCCCCACGGAUUAUGCUUCUGACCCCUCAAACUAAGGGGAAUUGAAUUGUUUCUUAAAAGUGGUGAAACAAAGUUGAUUCCUGCAGAUCUUUUACUCUGCUCCUUAAUCGAUUUUCUUUUCUUGUCCAAAAACAA
This is a messenger RNA of Ziziphus jujuba (common jujube), 1733 nucleotides long. Its product is annotated as probable flavin-containing monooxygenase 1. Bases 68 to 1633 code for a protein of 521 amino acids. Lineage: Eukaryota; Viridiplantae; Streptophyta; Magnoliopsida; Rosales; Rhamnaceae. Gene Ontology annotation, molecular function: flavin adenine dinucleotide binding; N,N-dimethylaniline monooxygenase activity; NADP binding. The transcript is spliced from 5 exons. The record is from RefSeq and is a predicted model, not a curated record.